Messenger RNA from Rotaria sp. Silwood2, 219 nucleotides. NCBI's taxonomy places the organism in Eukaryota, Metazoa, Rotifera, Eurotatoria, Philodinida, Philodinidae. The record is from the annotation of a GenBank genome assembly.
AUGGUUUCUGGAUCAACUUGGAAAGUCGUUGAACAUCGUACGAGCAAUGAUAAAUCAAAUAAUGCUGUUAGUGAUAAAGAAAAUCGAAAAGGUUUAUCAUCAGGUAUUACAAUAACAGGAGAAAACAAUUCAAAUUUCAAGUUACUUGAAGUUCGUGAAGUUCACCAUCAGCACAGCAAUAAAAUGAGUUCCAAAAUAAGUAAAAAAGAAAUUUGUUAA